CGGAAACUUCUUUACACUUUUCUGUCUGCGCUGUUCGACGAAGAAAAGUGACAAAACUGGACAGAACUCAGCGAAAGUUGAGUAAAGUUUGGAUCUGAAGAGUCGUUGUUCGUCCUGUACUUCAACAUGGCUGCUCAGACGGCGUUCUCGGCAGAGAUGUUUCCUGUGGGUGUUUCUGUGAUGGAGGAUGCUCAUAGUCUCAGCGACAUACCCAGGAACACGCUGCCCGCCCCUCAGCUGGUAAUGCUGGCCAACGUGGCGGCGGUGACUGCGGCAGAGGGUGGUGGCUGUGAUGGCAGUGUGGCAGAUGAGAAGGAGAUGAUGGAACUGAAGACGGUGGGAUGCAGCUAUUCAGACAGCGAGGAUGAGAGCAUCAUCAGGUACAGCUACGACAACCAGAGCCACAGAGAGGUUUGUAUCAUUGAGUACCCUGAGUCUCCAGGUCCGGGUGUCGAUGGAGUGGUCAUAGGUAACGAUGUGGGUGAGGAAGGGGACAAAGCUGAAGACCUGUCUCGUCGCUCCCAGCCUUGCCCCUCCACCAGCACUAAAAUGCCUCAACAGGUCACCAAGCAUAAAGACAGCCCCACCGCUGCACUGGAAGGCAUGAAGAAGAAGAAACCAUUCCACUGUAAGCCAUGUCACUUCCAGGCUCAGAAUGAGCAGGAGUUUGUAGAACACCUCAGCACCCACAGCAUGAACAAGAUGAUGGUGGUGAACCGGGUGGAGGGGCGCAGCAAGACCAAGACCAAGGAGACAGAAUCACCUGAGUCUCAGGCUCCAUCAGGUGAGGAGGUGGAGAGCAGCGGGGAGGUGGUGACAACAGGCGACGUCAAAGGGCUGAUCAGGUGUGAACGGUGUGGGUACAACACCAACAGAUAUGACCAUUACAUCGCUCACCUCAAACACCACAGCAAGGAGGGAGAGGACCACAGGGUGUUCAAGUGUACUUUAUGUCCCUACACCACUGUCAGUCAGUACCACUGGAGGAAACACCUGAGGAAUCACUUCCCCAGCAAACUGCAUACCUGCAGCCAGUGUUCCUACUUCUCCGAUCGCAAGAGCAACUACAUCCAACACAUCCGGACACACACGGGUGUGCGUCCCUUCCAGUGUCCAUACUGCGACUAUUCCAGCUCACAGAAAACCCACCUGACCCGACACAUAAGGACUCACUCUGGUGUGCGUCCCUUCCAGUGUCCAUACUGCGACUAUUCCAGCUCACAGAAAACCCACCUGACCCGACACAUGAGGACUCACUCUGGUCAGUCAUCCACAGUAAAGUCUGUAACAGAAACGGCUAAUGAUGUCAUCAACGUACUGGAGGACAGUGCUCGAGAUCUUACCUGCCAAGUCUCCCUGCAGUACCACAUCAAGUCCAGGCACUCCGGCUACAAUGUGGCCUUGGACGUCUCUAAAGUCAAACUGCGUGUCAAGAAACCUGGUCCUGAAGGUGCAGAGGAAAAUUCAGACUCCAGAGCCAGCAAGUUUGACAAUUCAUCCAGUGUCGAGGAGGACUUGUAUGAUGGAGAUGAGGAUGAAGGUGGGGACUCGAGCCCCAUCAACCUGUCAGUCAGAAAGAGCAGCAGGCCCAGCAUCGCCCAACCGAUGCAGAGUGAAACACAGGACAAGGCUCAGAAGAAAUCUAAUGCUAUUUCUGAGAAAGAGAAACCACAAAAGGUGAAGGAAAAGGUGGAACCAGGGAAAAAAGGCACAACAAAGCAGAAGAAAAUGGAGAAGGUCAAUGAGAAUCCUGUAGAGAGCACAUCUGUUAAAGAAAGCCCGACGGAGAUGAUACCACCUCCAGUAAAUACAGACAACAAGGGGAAGAGACAAAUAAAGAAGCUGCAGGCAGAAAAAACUACAGUCCAGGACCAAGCAGAAGUACCCGAAUCCCACAAAGGCCAAAUGGAGAAAUCAGAGCAACAGAGAUCGGUGGAGGAAAGAGUAGUGAGGAAGAAUGUGGAGAGAGUGGAAGAAAAGUCUAGGCCUGAAAAGGAGAAAGAACAGCAGAAGAAUGAUGGCAGUGGCAAAGAAAACAAAAGCCUGAACAAACCCAGGAAGUCUGGGUCAAAGAAGCCAGAGAAAAUUACAGUUCAUGUCCAAGAAGCUCAGCAGAAACCAGACAGUCAUGAGAUGAGUUCAAAGCAAAAGGUGGUUAAGGAAAAGGCCCUGAAGAGGAAAGCGGUAGAGGCUUUAGAUCUUUCCAAAAAGUUCUUAUCUGAGAUUCCACCCAAGGGCAAACGGCUAAAAACCACAGCUGCAGAAAAGCUGCAGCUGAAACCUGCUUCAGAAGACAUUAAUCGGACAAAUGGUUCCACUAUGCGCCCCAGGUCCAAUGACACAACACCUGUGAGGCAGACAAAGACCAGGAGCUCCAGCAAGAAACAAACUACAAGCCUUCAACAAACUGUGGAUCCAGCUAAAGACAAAACAAACUCUGUCAACAGUCCCUGCACAGAGGCUCCAGAAGCAUCUGCUCAGAUGGCCAACCUGACACAGAGCACAGACCCCGAGCACCACCCAAGAGAACACAGCAACACCCCAGCAGAUGAAAUAGCUCCACCAUUACCAGAGAGGACUCUGAACAAUCCCUCAGAGAGAAUGGACAUUUCAGCCAUCUGCAGCUCAGGUCAGGACACAGCUUCUCCAGCUGAAGACCACCCUGCUCCAACCUUCCUUAAACCCACAUCACCACCCUCUCUGGCACUUCCCGGCCAGCGAAUCAAACCCGUGGACCCAGAGGACGAUGAAGGCAUUCACAGCAGUCACGAAGGGGGAAGUGACAUCAGUGACAGCGCUUCUGAGAGCAGCGACGACUCCGGUCUCAACGGCAAUGGUGCUGGGUUGGGAAAGAUGGCCAGUGACCCUGAAACGCCCACCGAUGAGAUCCCAACACCAACAGAGCUGAAGAGUCAUAUGUGCAUCUUCUGUGACCGUACGUUCCCUUUGGAGGUGGACUACCGCCGGCACCUGAACCGCCACCUUGUCAACGUCUACUACAUGGACAACACGGCCAGAGGGCCGAAAUGAGUAUCUGUUUCUGUGUUGUUGUUUUGGACAUCUUUUUUGAAGCUUAGAAUUGAGUGCAUCUGCUCUAAAAGGCAAUUAUAUAAACUCGCCACAUGAAUCACGACCAAUGGUGUGAUAAGCUAAACCCACGCUUGCCUCUGAGCUCAGAGACCAUGUUGGUGUCAAAAUGUUUUUCAACCAUUUUGCAGAUUUCUUGUCUGCAGCUAUAUGAGCUUGGUAUUUGUUUGCACAGUCUCACUUUUGUAAAAACCUGUCACCCCAAUCAAAUUUCCAAAUGACAAAAAUAUGAACACAGGGCCUUGAUGUGCUCCACAUUUAGUUUCUGUCCUAGGUGGAACCUAUAACACCGUUUUCCUAUGCAGAUGUUUGUCCUCCAGUAUUAAACUGAUAUAUAAUUUUUAUAUAUUUCAAACCGAAUUCAGUAGAAGUCUGACAACAAUUAGAGCGAUGACCAAACUCUGCAUUAGCUCAUUGUUCGGAUGUCACCAAAGCUGGAUCCAAAAUGUUCUUCAGUGUCGUCUAAUGAAACAGCUUGAGAUUCGGACACAUUUUGACAAAGAUAUAAAGCUCCUUUGCUUCCCGUGAUGCCGUGCCGACUGACAAAGGUUCUCUGCGUCUGGAUUGGAUGCUUAGACCCUGGUGUACCUGGCUGCAGGUCUAGUUUUAUUUUUCACUGAGCAAUAGCUGAGUUGUCCAGUCCAUCCCACGUACCUGUCGGGAUUCAGGAGGACAUUUCAUUUACCUUGAUCAGGCCCCUGUAACUGUAACAGAUAGUCAGUGUUAUUCACUUCACCUGCUGAUGGUCAUAAUGUUACGGCUGAUCAGUGUAUAUCCAGCGCCUGUGACAAUCAAUUUGAUUACAGUAAGACUUGUAGCUGCGAGUAGAGUAACAUUGUCUUUUAUCGUUGAUUAGGGUGUGUUUGUGUUUUGGUCGACAGCUAGUCUCGAAAAACAGGUCCUCCGUCCACACAGAUGAUGUGUGUGGUCUUUGAUGGAAAAUAGUUUUAAAUCCAGAGAAUGAUUUCCUGAAAAACAUGCAUUGUGCAUAUGUGCCAACUUGUAGCGCCAUUAUUCAACAGACGUUUCAUCAAAGGGGGUUAGUUAAAAACCGAUCUCCAGAUCUGAGUGACGAAACAGGUUUAUAGUGUAGAGCUGUUCAUUCCUCAUUUCGAUCCACAUUAUAACAAAGUACUGACCGAGCUUAGACCUCCUAGUAUAUCCAGCCCAAAGAAACCCUUCAGGUCAGCCCAGGAUGGAGCUGAAGAAACAGAAUCAAUGCAGCGCACAUCUGUGUACAUAUUUCUGUGCAAUAUCCUUUUAGUUGAGAAGCCAAAGUCAAAGGUAGGUCCUGUGUCUGAUGUGCUGGUGUGGGUGUUUUUCUUCUGGUUGUGAAGAAACUGUCUUCUCAUAUCGGUUUCUACAGAGGAUCACAGAACUCUGUUACAACUGUAGGUAAACUGUAUAUACGUAGGAGCUACGCCACAUUUACCUGUCCAUCACCCAUUCCUGAAGGUUUUUCUGUGGCAGCAACCACCUUCACUGCUUUGUACCUGCUUGUACACUUUGGUCUGUUGUGUAUCUGUAAUCACACUGCAGAGACAUUAAACCUUAUAUUUGUAGCAAAUACUGAGGCUGCGAUAAUGGUUGCAUAUCAAUUAUCCAUAAACCUGUAGAUUAUUUUUACUGUUAACUGAUCAGUUCAUUUUAUAAAAGCUUUGUUUUGUCCAACAAACACGUGAUAGAAAAUCUGAUAUGUGAGAGAAACUGAUUAGUGGUGUUUACUAGUAAGUGACUGUCAUCAUUAAAUGGAGGCAGAAAGCUCUGCACACACUCCGGUUGUGUCUGAACUCGCCCUGCUGGCUAAACUGUGUGUUCGUCUUGCUAUAGUGGGUGGGGUCUGAAUGCUGAGUGCGUAAAUCUAUCCACUAUAUACUGCACUGAAAAAAAAAGCAUAUGUGCCAUGUACUCCAUUUUCUAACAAUCCCACAAAUUAUGGAUGCGCAGUUCUAUAGCUGUUGAUGACGCAAAAUGUCAGUGAUUAGUGUGAAAUCUCAACUUACUGUUCCCUACUGAGUGAACUACUCGGUGUAUGUUAUGUAGGCAGCAGUGAAUGAGUGAACAGGGAGUGAUUUCAGACACAGCCUUAGUGUAGAAAACAGCAGUAUGUGCAUCGUGUCAAGAGUUGGACUCGACUGUUUCCUGCACGUCGCUAGUAAUAGACACCGAGUUCCACAUCAGUGCAUUUUCUAUAAUACCCGUCUAGUUGUUUCAGUUCGUAGACGACGAGCAGGCAGUGGGAGCUCCUCACUUCAGCAUUAACUAGCACAGUCAGCUGAAAGUGAAAUGUCGUGUGUAUCAUACUGCCCUCUGCUUCCUUUUUUUAAAUAAAGAUUUUCAGAAACAUGGUCAUUUGUUUCUCUGUGUCUGUUCUGUUAGUAAUGCUAAAGGUAGAACACAUUUGAACACAAGUAGAAGCCAGAAUAUGUAUUUCAGUUGUUUCACAUGCAGCAGACAAAUCAACACGGACUAGAAGUUAAUGGAUAGCUCUGUCUCAUAGUGUUGGUACAGGAACACACCAACGUGUGACCUGCACCUACAUACGACCUGAACUUGAGGAACUCAUGGCUGUUUGGCACAGUGGUCUUCUAGUGUUUCCACGGGACAAGGGUUACGGUUUGGAGCAUGUUACAUGAUGACGGAUAUGUGUUAAGUUGCUGUACAUGAAGCCAUGUUACAUGAUGUUUUGCUACAAUAAAAA
This is a messenger RNA of Monopterus albus (swamp eel), 5788 nucleotides long. RefSeq names its product RE1-silencing transcription factor (gene rest). Gene Ontology annotation, biological process: positive regulation of transcription by RNA polymerase II. The transcript is spliced from 7 exons. The coding region runs from base 127 to 3030 and encodes 967 amino acids. The record is from RefSeq and is a predicted model, not a curated record. Lineage: Eukaryota; Metazoa; Chordata; Actinopteri; Synbranchiformes; Synbranchidae. Gene Ontology annotation, cellular component: nucleus.